UAAAUUGUCAUAUUUAUUUUUUUAUUGUUUUUGUAUCAUAUUAAUGUAUAUAUCUAAAACUAAUAUGUGUAGCGAAUACAAACAAAUGUCCUAUACCACUACAAAGUCCAUUAUUCCCUCGAGCCGUUUGUCUCUUUCAAUCUUUUCUCAGUACAUUAUCAUCCAUCGAUUCUCAAACAAAGUCUUCCUCUGGAUUCCUCCUCUUCACCUAAAAUUCACAGUUGACCAUCUUUGCAUCCAUCAUAUCAUUGCAUUUAUGUACAGUAAAUCCUUCACGCUAUUGGAAAUCUUGUUUACAAAAACUUAAAACGGGUUUUGAUUCUCACUCAACACUUUUGCAUUCCUCCUUUCUGUUAAUGGUAUAUCCGUCUGCUAAUAAUAAGGCUCGCAAUUCGCAAAUCCAUUGUUCCAUAAACUAUUUUUCUGUUGUGAAACAAUAUUGACAAGUGAAUUCCAAUACAUACAUCAUACAUACAUACAUACAUACAUAUAUAUAUAUAUAUAUAUUCUAUACGACUCAGCACUUUUUCGUCCCUGUCACACGGCAUAUCCAAUUCAUUUUCACAGCUGCCGACUGAAAAAUGAAAAAAGCUCAAAUAUCUUUUACUUUUGUAUAAAUAGCAUCAAUCUUGCCGAAAGGUAAGCCCAAUUGGAAUCAAGCAUUUGUCCUAUGAUUCAGCUUGUAGUAUUCACCUUCUUUAUGCCUUUUGCUUGGCCUAGUAGGUAGUAAGUCUUUUUUGUUUCGCCAUGGCUUCCGCGUAGAAUCUCAAGUUGUAGAUGGAAAUAAUCACUUUUGGAAUAAGAAUAUCAAAUUGGGAGAGUCUUUUAUAGUUUGGACCUCAAAUUAAAAGGGAGACUCCACUUGAUUUGAUUCCUUUUGAGGUAAGAAGGAUAAAAAAGGAUGUCAAAUGUCAAGCUUAUAUAUAGAGGGAGUUCCCUGGCAUAGAAGAUCGAGUAUCAGACUCAGUUUCACAUUGCAUUUCCGAUAUAGCAACGUCGAAGAGUAUGUCAAAUUUGAGUUUUAUCGAGUUCAAGUAUGGAGCACUUCCGAGGAAUUUGUCGAGGAAACCAACUAAUCAGUUGAGCUUCAGCAAGGAAAGACAAAAGUCGAACGUGUCAUCAAGGACAUAUCAGCCAAAUGAGGAAGAGAUGAAAUGGGUGUUCAACAAAUUUGACACCAACAAAGAUGGUAAGAUCUCGAAGGAGGAGUUCAAGUCAGCUUUGAAAGUAUUAGGCAAAGGAGUGGCAGAAACAGAAGUGGCAAAGUCAUUUAGUGCUAUUGACACUGAUGGGGAUGGCUUCAUCGACUACAAGGAGUUCAUUGAGAUGAUGCACAACAUGGGAGAAGGGAUCAAUGCCAAUGAUAUCCAAAGUGCAUUUCGGGUCUAUGAUUUGGAUGGAAAUGGGAAAAUAAGCGCAGAAGAAUUGAUGGAGGUGCUUAAGAAGAUGGGAGAGAGGUGUAGCUUGGAGGCUUGUCGCAAAAUGAUUCGAGGGGUGGAUGCUGAUGGUGAUGGUUUAAUUGACAUGAAUGAAUUUAUGACCAUGAUGACUCACACCAUGAAGCCAUCUCAGUGAUCUGGAGUUAUUCCCUUCAAAAUGGGAAACUAACUAGGAAACCCCCAAUAUUUUAAAGUUAAUUUCUUGGCAGGUGGAUCAAAAUCCUUGUUUUCCUAGCUACUUCAUCUUUUCUAGACUUCUAAUCACUAGAUAAGGGACAUGGUUAUUGGUUAGGCUGCUAACUUGCAGUCUCUAGGACCUUUGUUUUAUAGAGGAAUAAUAGACAUCCAUAACUCUCAUUAGAAAGCAAUAUGUAACUUUAAAAUUAUCAAUAAUUUCUUGGCAGCUCCCAAGAGGAUUUGCAGUUUUCAAAAUAAAAA
Molecule: messenger RNA, 1877 nt
Organism: Durio zibethinus
Lineage: Eukaryota; Viridiplantae; Streptophyta; Magnoliopsida; Malvales; Malvaceae
Molecular function (GO): calcium ion binding
Source: RefSeq, a predicted model, not a curated record